Messenger RNA from Cryptotermes secundus, 1620 nucleotides. RefSeq names its product presenilins-associated rhomboid-like protein, mitochondrial (gene rho-7). NCBI's taxonomy places the organism in Eukaryota, Metazoa, Arthropoda, Insecta, Blattodea, Kalotermitidae. The coding region runs from base 337 to 1413 and encodes 358 amino acids. The record is from RefSeq and is a predicted model, not a curated record. Gene Ontology annotation, cellular component: membrane. The transcript has 8 exons. Gene Ontology annotation, molecular function: serine-type endopeptidase activity.
GACAGAAGGUAUGCAAAGUCAUGGAUGGUUAUUUUCAUAGAGAGUGUCUAAGUGAGUUAUGUGGUAUUGUGAAACAUUUUAAAGAACACACAGUCUUCUUAUAUUGCACGAAAUUUGGUGUCAUUCCACUGUCAUCUCGACAAACAAUUUAUUCUUGGUGUUUGAAUGCCUUGUGCCUUCCAUUGUGUGGUCUCUUUGCUGUCAUAAAAUUUGUGUACGAAGGAAAAUAAGUUGUAUGCUGCAAACGAGGGAUCAAAAAAUUAAUAAAAUUUUACAUAUACAUUAAUUUAUUUUUAUAAAUUACUUCCUACGGAACAGCUAUAUCAGGCAACAAGCAUGGGACAUGUCCGUAGUUUAUUACAUAUGCGUGAAUGUUCAAAAGUGUGUCCUCUAGAUCCGUACGGAAAAAAAUGUAUUUUAUCCAAUGUACCCAUCAGUGCUGUUCGAGGUUUCAGAACUACAUUAUUUCGAAAAUCUCGUUGGUCAUCCCAGUCUUCACGUUCAAAACGAAAAUUUGGCCCAGUGGAUACACAGUUUGAAGGAGUUAAAGUAGAAAGUGGCCCAAUACAGUUUUCAAAACUGUGGAAACCGCUUGGUUUCACUGCCCUUAUUAGCUCAGGAAGUUUCGUCUGUGCUGCAAUAUGGCAAUAUGAGAAUGUCCGAGCAAGAGCAAUAGCAUUAAUAAGAAAACCUGGCAGUUUGAUCCAUGACAGAGUGUAUGGUGUAAGAAAACAAGGAUCAUGGCGUAAUGAUGUAAACACUUGGUGGAAUGGUCUUAGUGAAGGACACAGAUUUUUUUUCCCAAUAUGCUUUGCAAACUGUUUAGUUUUUCUAGCAUGGCGUGUUCCACGGUUACAAGGCACAAUGGUGCGAUAUUUCUGUUCCAAUCCAGCAUCUAGAGCUGUCUGUUGGCCUAUGGUUCUCUCCACUUUCAGCCAUUAUUCAGGUCUACAUCUCCUUGCAAAUAUGUUCGUUUUGCAUAGUUUUUCAUCAGGAGCUGUAGCAUCGCUAGGGAAGGAGCAAUUUCUUGGACUGUACAUUAGCGCAGGAGUUAUAUCAACCAUGUCUAGUUACCUUCACAAAGCUGUUAUAAAACAACCUGGACUAUCACUUGGAGCAUCAGGAGCUAUCAUGGGUGUGUUGGGAUAUGUGUGUACUCAAUAUCCGGAUACCAGACUUAGCAUUAUCUUCCUGCCAUUCUUUUCAUUUCCAGCUGGAGCAGCAAUUAAAGUGAUCAUGACAAUAGAUGCAGCUGGUGUUCUCUUAGGAUGGAGAUUUUUUGACCAUGCAGCUCAUUUAGGAGGAGCAGCAUUUGGAAUUGCAUGGAGUUAUUGGGGUAAUGCAUAUAUUUGGCAGAAGAGGGAACCACUGUUACGUUGGUGGCAUGACUUACGUGAUGGAUCAACGAAGUAGCUGUUGUUCAUGUACAAAAGUAACGAGUCAUUAAAACUAAUGGUAUUUUAUAUGCAGUGUACAGUUUUGUAUUAUCCUGGACACACAGUUUCUGAAUGAGUAUUGAUUUGCAUUGAGGUUGAUGAUAUGCAUUGUCAUUGCAUCUGGUUUGAAGAGUUGUCUGUAUUUAGAAUACACAAGAAUUAAAUCAGUGUGGCUAUAUCUGAA